UAUAAGGUGCAACCAACACAGCUGUUAGACAUUGCAACAGGGAGAUUCUGGCAGUGUGUCUGGCUAGUAUUAGUUCUGAAUACGGUUGUUGUUUAGCUCACUAACAUGGCUGUGACGUUUGGACUCUCUUUGAGUGUUUCUUGGCUUUGUUGCCUGCUAAUUGGAGGGAUAACGUGUUUUCCACUGCAAGGUGACGCUUAUGGGCAUCCUGCCUACACUGGACAUGAACCAACUGGAUCCCAAGCAAGUGUGGUGUCUGUUCCAAAUGCUAAAGCUACUGGCCACAAAACCCUGGCAAGUGUGACGCAGGGUCCAAAUGCCACAGCUGAAGCAACUGCCAACCAUGUCUCUUCAGAAGUGGCCCGCGCCUCAGCUGAAGCAACUGCCAACCAUGUCUCUUCAGAAGUGGCCCGCGCCUCAGCUGAAGCAACUGCCAACCAUGUCUCUUCAGAAGUGGCCCGCGCCUCAGCUGAAGCAACUGCCAACCAUGUCUCGUCAGAAGCGGCCCGCGCCUCAGCAGAAGGAACUGCCAACCAUGUCUCGUCAGAAGCGGCCGGCCCCCGCGCCUCAGCUGAAGCAACUGCCAACCAUACCUCUGCAGAAGCGACCGGCCCCCGCGCCUCAGCUGAAGCAACUGCCAACCAUACCUCUGCAGAAGCGACCGGCCCCCGCGCCUCAGCUGAAGCAACUGCCAACCAUGUCUCUGCAGGAGCGACCGGCCCCCGCGCCUCAGCUGAAGCAACUGCCAACCAUGUCUCUGCAGGAGCGACCGGCCCCCGCGCCUCAGCUGAAGCAACUGCCAACCAUACCUCUGCAGAAGCGACCGGCCCCCGCGCCUCAGCUGAAGCAACUGCCAACCAUGUCUCUGCAGGAGCGGCGACCGACCUUGAACAGACGGCCCGACCCCUCAACAAGCUAGAUAGGGAGAUCAUAAUUUGGUUUGCUCAACUCCUUAAUCGUCUUUCUCCUGUUACUGUGCCUCCAUUUGAAGAAAAGGGCAAAGGUAAUUGAGGUGAGGAAUUGUGCAAACUAAUGCGCUUGUUUGAAAUGUGGAUCUCCUUCAAUUGUGCAUCGUUAUGCAAAUUGUUUACAGGGGUGAACGCUACACUGGUAUGAAUUGUUUUAUAACCAUACAACUAAAAUUGACAUCUGAUUUGGCCACUAUUGCUGAAACUUAGGUUGUACGGUUAUGAUUUUGAUUUGUCCUGGUGUUCCUGCUAUUCUUACAUGAUUUGUUCAAUAAAUAAUUUGACUUCCAAAAUG
This is a messenger RNA of Oncorhynchus kisutch (coho salmon), 1263 nucleotides long. RefSeq names its product proteoglycan 4-like. Bases 317 to 919 code for a protein of 200 amino acids. The record is from RefSeq and is a predicted model, not a curated record. The transcript has 3 exons. NCBI's taxonomy places the organism in Eukaryota, Metazoa, Chordata, Actinopteri, Salmoniformes, Salmonidae.